Molecule: messenger RNA, 961 nt
Organism: Aaosphaeria arxii CBS 175.79
Lineage: Eukaryota; Fungi; Ascomycota; Dothideomycetes; Pleosporales
Exons: 1
Coding region: 192-884 (230 amino acids)
Source: RefSeq, a predicted model, not a curated record
CCAUAUUGACAUUGCCCCUAGUCCCCUAGGUCUGUCGGGCGUUAGAUGACUCGCAAGACCAAGAUGUCUACCGUAGCCUACCUCCCCACCUUGGUCGCCUUGGUGUAAUACUACGAGUAAUAAGCCUGUAACCUAACCAACUGCACAGAGAGGUAAACAACGCUAGGGCCGAAUAAAUAUACAUUAUGUGAAUGAAUGGGUGGGGGAGCGGAAUCUUGACUGCGCAGCCAAGCAAGCACAACGUCAAUUGGCUCUGCGGUGGGCGGAAACAAAAGCGCUCGUUCCUCUACACAUACGCCCACCAGUCACGGUUGACUAUUCAACAACCAGGAACGCCAUGGCCCACCACCGCCAUCAUCGCAGCCCACUUCGUUACUCGUCUCGCGGCCUGUAGGCUGUCGCCCCUCGUCCUAUCUCUAGCCAACCAAGCACAUCGAUUUAGGACUAAUUGUCAGGUAACAACAAUCCGCUUCACUUGCACACUUUAUGUAUUGCUGCCGCAACAAGCUACGUAUAUCCAACUAUCGAAGAAACCAAGCUUGUCCGUAAAGAGGACUCUUUACGGGUUGUUGUUGAUGUUGUUCACCGAAGUGCUGAGGGUCCACGACUCCACAUGUCGGAAAAUGAACAUGUGCCUUCUUACCCUUUCUCAGAUCCGUUAUGGCCUACUGUGUACGAGCCGUUGCUUUCUGCGUAGCCCGAUGCCCAUAGCUCAGGACCGACGUGAACUGGCACUCUGGUUAAGCUCAUGUAGCUGUUCGAAAAGGAAUGUGGACGGCGAUCAAACGCUUGACCAUUGCUUGAAGGCGCCGCACUACGCUCAGAGCUUCCCUCUCAGGGCCAGGGCGGCGCUCAGGGACUUGCUCUCACAGGAGCUUGGAUAGGCGCAGAGUGCGCCUAUGCUGAACAGCAUCCGGAUCAUCCAGGGCUCAGGGGAGAGGCUAAUUUCAAUUUGGGCUGC